AUGUCCAAACUUCUCUACCUACUUGGUUCUUCUCUGCCUUGUUUGCUGCUGAUUCUGCUACUUGGCCUCUCUGGAUCCCAAGGCCAGGAGAGGUUCCAGGUGCUGCAGCCUAAGGAUCCCAUUUCUGUAGCAGAGGGAGAGACAGUCACCCUGAACUGCACAGUGCCUGGGACUCCACCAGCAGGACCAGUGAAAUGGUUCAAGGGGAAAGGGCUCCAGAGACAGGAAAUUUACAAUUUUAAAGGCCACACCUCCCUGCGGAUAAAGGCAGUAGCCCUAACUGCAAGAAAUACAGACUUCUCUAUCAGCAUCAGCAACUUCACUUCAAAUGACACAGGCACCUAUUACUGUGUAAAGUUCAAAAAGGGGAAUCCUGACACUGAACUUAAAUCUGGUGGGGGCACCAUUUUGUUUCUGAGUGCCAAACCUUCUGUACCUGUGGUAUCUGGCCCCCAGGAGAGAGUAAACAUUAAGCAGAUGGAGAAUUUCACUUGUAACUCAAUUGGCUUCUCUCCCAAAAACAUCACCCUGAAAUGGCUUAAAAAUGGGAAUGAGAUCCUGACCCAUUGGACCAAGGUUUUCCCUGAGAGUGACAGUGGCUCCUACGGUGUCACCAGCACUGUGCUGGUGAAACUAGAAGCUAGCGAUGUCCGCUCCAAGGUCAUCUGUGAGGUGAAUCACCGCAUGUUACACUCUCCUCUUCGAGGGACAAAGCAUCUGUCAGACAUUAUCCGAGUUCCACCUAAAGUGAACAUUUCUUCUCAACUACUUUCCAAGAACCAUACCAAGAUCACCUGUCUUGUGAUGAGGUUUUACCCCAAAGCUGUGAGUAUCAUCUGGCUAGAGAAUGGCACUGAGAUUGAGAAAGGGAAGAUAACUGAACCCACAGAGAACAAAGAUGGCACCUACAGCCUCAGCACCUCACUCCUGAUCAAUACGUUCAGUCAAAAGGAAGUCCAAGAGAUCACUUGUCAGGUGUUGCAUGAUUCCCAGACUCCAAUCAGUGCUAGUAAAACAUUAGGAGCCCGACCUCCUUCUGGAACUAUGGAUAAAAAAGAAUCAGGGCAAGACGUUUCUGGCCAAUUCUUUGUAAUUUUCCUUCUGGGACUGAAGGUGCUAUUGUUGCUCAGCAUAUCCUGCCUCUAUGUCAUCAGAAAGUGA
Dromiciops gliroides (monito del monte) is the source of this 1161-nucleotide messenger RNA. RefSeq names its product signal-regulatory protein beta-1-like. The record is from RefSeq and is a predicted model, not a curated record. The coding region runs from base 1 to 1161 and encodes 386 amino acids. The transcript has 5 exons. Gene Ontology annotation, cellular component: plasma membrane. NCBI's taxonomy places the organism in Eukaryota, Metazoa, Chordata, Mammalia, Microbiotheria, Microbiotheriidae.